Encephalitozoon romaleae SJ-2008 is the source of this 531-nucleotide messenger RNA. Its product is annotated as synaptobrevin/VAMP-like protein. Gene Ontology annotation, molecular function: SNAP receptor activity. Gene Ontology annotation, cellular component: Golgi apparatus. Gene Ontology annotation, biological process: endoplasmic reticulum to Golgi vesicle-mediated transport. The coding region runs from base 1 to 531 and encodes 176 amino acids. NCBI's taxonomy places the organism in Eukaryota, Fungi, Microsporidia, Unikaryonidae. The record is from RefSeq and is a predicted model, not a curated record. The transcript has a single exon.
AUGGCUAUUAUUUCUUUAGUGGUCAUCAAUGUACACACAAAAAAGAUAAAAGCCAAAGCGUUCAGCCUUGGACAGUUUUCGUUCUUCACCCGAGGAAAGGUAAAGGAGACCUUGACCUUUAUUUCUCAGGAGCUUGCUGAAAAAUUGGAGACUUAUGAAUUCCAGGAGUACUCUCAUGAAUUCAAUGACGAAAAAACUUACAAGCUAUUCAGCUUGGUACACAAUGACUAUGCAUACAUAGCAUGUGCAGACGACAACUAUCCAGGGAUUGUGGCUUUGAAGCUUUUGCAAGAAGCAAGGCAUGGAAACAUUGAGAAACUCAUUGAUGAAUACAAAGACCCUGCAUCCAAGCACACACUCCUACAAAUACAGAACGAAGUGGAAGAAACCAAAGGAGCGCUAUCAAAAACACUGAUGGCCGUUCUUGAGCGCAAUGAUAAGCUGGAGGACCUGGUUGCCAAGUCUGAGCAUCUCUGCUACGAGACAAAACUGUUAUUCAAAAGUGCAAAGAAGAAAAACAAGUGCUGUUAG